GGCCGUAGAGCAAAAUGAAUAAAUUUACAAUAAUAACCCUCAACCAUUAAACCCUUUAUUUCUCACUCUCUCUCAGUACCUCAUCUCACUACAGUACGCACUCACCUUGGUCUCUGCAACACCACGCCCAGCCUCACACAGAUGGAGACGUUCUUGUAUUCAUUGUAGUGUCGUCAGGACUCUUAUCUGGGCAAUUGUUGAUGUAUCUUGUAAUAAUCACAUAUUGUAGUUAUAAAUCUAAAGGCAGCAGCCACAAAGUAGGCCAAUUCCAUCUUAUGGUCGCUAUUAUCAUCUUCAAUCGUGGGUAAUCAUUCUGCAUUAUCAUGGACCAUAAAGAUAAUCAAUCUCCUCAAGUUCGGAUUCUGCUCGAAUUCUUGGAGGUUGCAAUUACUUCAGUUGUUUUCCUUAAAGGAGUUUACCCUUCAGGUGCUUUUGAAAGAAGGAGGUAUAUGAAUUUGGUAGUUCAAAGAGCUCGCCAUCCCGAACUUAGAGAUUAUAUCCAUUCUUCAGUUUGGGGACUUCUUCCUUUCAUUGAAAAGGAUUUGGUUGAAAGAGUAGCAGUAAUCUUCUUCAAUGCAGACAACAACCCUGUGGAAAGAUUUAUCUUCAAGCUUGUGGUGAACCAGUCUUAUGGCUCUAAGGUUGAAGAAGCCGACUUGGAGUUCUCCCUUAGGUCGUUUUUGAUCAAGCUUUCUGUCUCAGAACCACUUACUAAUGUUCUUUCUCAUGAUUGCAGGUGGGAGAUUACAGCUUAUUUCCGAUCCCUCCCUGAUAAAAGUACAAGUAAAGAUGCAGGGUUAUGGAUUCCAACAGACACAAAACAAUGGCAUCAACCUCCAUUGAUAACUCCAAUCAAGUCAAUGAGUAGUGAACCUCUGUCUUUACAGUUAUACCUAGAACAUCCAAGUCUGAAUUAGGCUUCCCCAGUUAUACUUAAAACUUCUUACAUGUGUUGUAAGAACUCUUGUGAGGACUUGUGCUUUAUGCUCCUCACCAAGAGUGCUUCGAAAGUAAAUAAAUAAAUAUUGCUUCUUCACAAGUUCGGUUUGAUCUGGGUGAUUGAUUUCACAGAGUAGAUUCUAAGAUUCUCUCCCAUUUACUGUAACCACUUCCUUUUGUCUCAGUUUACAGUGUUUUUUUUAAGUACAUUUUUAUUGGAUUCAUAAAAUUAAGUUGUUGAUUUCAUGUUAUGGCUAAGGCACUGAGUCACUAUUAAGUGUUUGUAAAAAUUUCUCACAAGAUUUCACUCUUGCUUUUGAUCCCAUAUUUAUAUUAUAUAAGACUCAAGUUUUUCUACUUC
Cannabis sativa is the source of this 1300-nucleotide messenger RNA. Its product is annotated as DNA polymerase zeta processivity subunit. Gene Ontology annotation, cellular component: zeta DNA polymerase complex. Bases 324 to 917 code for a protein of 197 amino acids. The record is from RefSeq and is a predicted model, not a curated record. NCBI's taxonomy places the organism in Eukaryota, Viridiplantae, Streptophyta, Magnoliopsida, Rosales, Cannabaceae. The transcript is spliced from 6 exons.